GCAAAUUCACACCUCUCUCUCUCUCUCUCUACUAAUCUUUCUUGAACCCCAUUUCCUUAUUCAAUAGCCAGAACUCAGUGUUCCGCUUCAAUGGCCUCGAUUCCUGUUUUUGGUGCCACAACACACACAAAGCCAAAGCUUCAAGCUUUAACCUUCCAACCUCUCUUGCGUUCUCGAGCUUCGUUUUCAGUCUCGAGGGUUCAAAGGGGCUCAAAGGGUGGUGCCAUAUCGAGUUUCACGUGUUCCACUUCGCAGUUCAAGGGAAGAGCUGGGUUCCACCGUAGACAAGAGAAGUUUUCGUUGCUUCCGUUUGGGGUUGAGGGAAGUGCUGUUGCUGAAGUGGAAGAAAGAGAUUGGUCUCAGGUUUUGUCUGCAUUGCUUCCUUUUGUUGUUGCUGCCACUGCCGUUGCUGCUCUUGCUCAACCUUCCACUUUUACAUGGGUUUCUAAAGAGUUAUAUGCUCCUGCACUUGGUGGGAUUAUGUUGUCCAUUGGAAUCAAAUUAUCCAUACAUGAUUUUGCUCUUGCAUUUAAAAGACCUAUACCACUUUCCCUUGGGUUUAUUGCGCAGUAUUUGCUGAAACCUACUGUUGGGGUCUUGAUUGCAAAGGCCUUUGGCAUAUCGAAAAUGUUCUAUGCAGGCUUUAUCCUCACAGCUUGUGUUUCUGGGGCUCAGCUAUCUAGCUAUGCAAGCUUUUUAAGCAAAGGGGAUGUACCCAUAAGCAUUCUUCUCACAAGCUAUACCACUAUUGCAUCAGUUAUUGUUACACCUUUGUUAACUGGUCUUCUGAUUGGAUCAGUGGUGCCAGUUGAUGCAGUUGCCAUGUCAAAGUCAAUACUACAGGUUGUUUUCGUUCCAGUUUCGUUUGGUCUUCUUCUCAAUACAUAUGCAAAGCCAGUUGUAUCUGUUCUUCAACCUGUGAUGCCCUUUGUUGCUAUGAUAUGUACUUCAUUGUGCAUUGGCAGCCCUCUUGCUAUAAACCGGAGUCAAAUUUUGUCAGGAGAAGGUCUCCAAUUGGUUUUUCCAGUAUUAACAUUUCAUGUUGUUGCCUUCACUUUAGGAUAUUGGAUCUCAAACAUUCCAUCCUUGAGGCAGGAAGAACAGGUGAGCAGGACAAUUUCAUUAUGCACUGGAAUGCAGAGCUCCACCCUUGCAGGCCUUCUUGCAACCCAGUUUUUGGGAAGUAGUCAGGCAGUUCCACCAGCAUGUUCUGUUAUUGCUAUGGCUAUAAUGGGUCUCUGUCUUGCCUCUUUUUGGGGAAAUGGCUUUAGAAUUAGAAACCUACUGUCAUUACCUACUCUCAAGAAUCAAUGCUGCUGUUAAGGCUUAACUUUUUUGGUUCUGAUGCGUGUUAUUUGAGGCUUAUUUGUUAUCAUCUGUUGGGAGGCUGGAAGCUGGAUAAAUUUAAUCUCAUGGUAUUAAUAGAGAUGGCUAGGAAGGGUAGAUAUAUAAGACAAUUUCAAGUGUACAGGUUAGUUACAUAUAAACCAGGCAAGAAAAAGGUUUCAUGAGUAACAUUAUAUACAUAAUGAUCAGAGAAAAAAUUACAUAGUAAUGGAGAUAUAGAUUCACGUAUGAGUAUCUAUUAUCUAGCUGCAAAUUAAUACAUUUCUGUACAUAGACUCAAAGUAUAUUACAGAUGACAU
Messenger RNA from Gastrolobium bilobum, 1646 nucleotides. RefSeq names its product probable sodium/metabolite cotransporter BASS3, chloroplastic. The transcript is spliced from 5 exons. Bases 91 to 1323 code for a protein of 410 amino acids. Gene Ontology annotation, cellular component: membrane. The record is from RefSeq and is a predicted model, not a curated record. Lineage: Eukaryota; Viridiplantae; Streptophyta; Magnoliopsida; Fabales; Fabaceae.